Molecule: messenger RNA, 394 nt
Organism: Oppiella nova
Lineage: Eukaryota; Metazoa; Arthropoda; Arachnida; Sarcoptiformes; Oppiidae
Source: the annotation of a GenBank genome assembly
ACCCUUGUCAGCCCAACUCAACACUCUGUUUCAUUAGUUUUACACUAUUUUACAAGUUUUAAUAUUUCAAUUUAUUAGUUUUGUAAAACUUUUACUCCACUCUUAAGUCAUGUCAAACACUUCGAGUCCCAUAAAGAUCGAGGCGUUAUCGCGGUUCUCAUCGCUGCCACUCGUGAACUCCGCCAUAGGGUUGGCCACCGAUGGAUAUUCACGAUUCAAGAGUUACAACAAGUUGUUGUCGGCGACGCUCUCCAAAGCCGAACAGUCCAUCCUCUUCAUGGCGUCAACGGCUAAGCCUAUCGUUCAGAAGCUCGAAAAGCCUAUCUCAUACGCCGAUAACAUCGCCUGUCAAGGACUGGACAAACUCGAAGAAAAAGUACCGGCGCUCAAGAAA